UUAGCAAGCACCCAGUGGCACCAAAGUUCAGACUGCAACAUUUUCAUCUGUCUUUCUUGCAAAAGCCUUCGUGAGCCUUCCCUUCGUCAACAGAACAGACCUCGUUCGAAGGACCCUGUUUCCAGCCGAAAUACGAUGAAGAUCUUCUGGCAUUCAGCAGUCUUCUUCUCCCUCACCAUCUCCUUGGUCUGGUGUGACAUCAAGGACCUUCACGGGCACUUCGAUCAACUGAGUGAGGAGGCCCUAUCCUUUCACUCUCGUGGCCUUCUUACCAACAAAUCCCUUCAGGGGACAAACCUGUCCCCCGAAUACCACCAAGAAAACACUGUGACCAACGACUUGAGCAUGGAAGAGGAGGAAAACUACGAAUACUUGGACUUCGACAAGCUCUUACAUGAAGACGAGUAUAUCGAUAUCAUUGAUAGCAUCCCGGAAGCGACGUCUUACGUCGACCAAGGAAACGUGCUGGCCCUCUUUCGCGGGAAGACCAGAAUCCAACGUCUCAACAUCCUGAAUGCCUAUUUUGGCUUCAACCUUUACCGAAGCCUUCGGGACCACGUCAACUCUUCCGACAACAUCUUCUUGGCUCCGGUGGGCAUCUCCACCGCCAUGGCCAUGGUUUCGUUGGGACUCAGAGGCCGAACGCAGAAGGAAGUCUUGGACGUUCUAGGUUUCGAAGACUUUGUGAACGCCAGUUCCACCUACGACUACACAACCGUUCACAACCUCUUCCACAAACUCACGCACCGGCUUUUCCGGCGCAAUUUUGGCUACACCCUCAGGUCAGUCAACGACCUCUAUGUCCAAAGGCAGUUCUCCCUCCUGAAUGAGUUCAAGGACAAUAUGAAGAAGUACUAUUUCGCUGAGGCCCAGGUGGCUGACUUCUCUGACCCAACCUUCGUCAGUCGCGCUAAUGAGCGAAUCGUAAAGCUCACCAAGGGCUUAAUUAAAGAUGCGCUCGUUAACAUACACCCGGACACGCUCGUGAUGAUCCUCAACUGCUUGUACUUCAAAGGAACCUGGGAAAAUAAGUUCCCAGUGGAGGCGACCUACAAGCAGAGUUUCCGGCUGAACGAGAAGGAGACGGUGAAGGUCCCUAUGAUGAAAGUCAAAGCCAACUUCUUGGCCACCGAAGACAAUGAGCUGGACUGCAGGGUGCUGCAACUGCCCUACGUGGGGAAUAUCAGCAUGCUGAUUGUGCUGCCCUAUAAGCUGUCUGGCCUGAAGACCCUGGAAAACCAACUUAGCCCCCAGGUGGUGGAGAGAUGGCAGAAGGACAUGAUCAACAGAACCCGAGAAGUCGUGGUGCCCAGAUUUAAGCUGGAGAAGAGCUACGACUUGAUCGAAAACCUGAAAGCGAUGGGGAUCGAGGAGCUGUUCACACCGCGUGGCAACUACUCCGGCAUCUCGGAGGAAAAAAUCACCAUCAACAAGUUCAACCAUCAAGGGACUAUCACGGUGAACGAAGAAGGGACCGAGGCUGCCUCCGUAACCACCGUGGGGUUCAUGCCCCUUUCCACUCAAAUCCGCUUUGUCAUUGAUCACCCCUUCCUCUUCCUCAUCUACGAACACCGUACCAGCUGUUUACUCUUCCUGGGGAGAGUUUCCAACCCCAGCAAGUGUUAAGCGGCAGAAUCACAUCCGCCGGGGACAACUGCAUGCCGAAAACUUGGGAUUCAUUUACACUAUUACUGGUUUUUAUCGGCAGAGGUAGAGCCCAGGUCAAUCACAGCCCUGCCUUCCCCCACCCUCCCCCCAAGCUGAUACAGAUAGUCCUU
Messenger RNA from Pseudonaja textilis, 1778 nucleotides. It is a transcript of the gene SERPIND1, whose product is annotated as serpin family D member 1. Gene Ontology annotation, biological process: blood coagulation; negative regulation of endopeptidase activity. Lineage: Eukaryota; Metazoa; Chordata; Lepidosauria; Squamata; Elapidae. The record is from RefSeq and is a predicted model, not a curated record. Gene Ontology annotation, molecular function: serine-type endopeptidase inhibitor activity.